Molecule: messenger RNA, 5080 nt
Organism: Panthera uncia (snow leopard)
Lineage: Eukaryota; Metazoa; Chordata; Mammalia; Carnivora; Felidae
Gene: MTFR1
Product: mitochondrial fission regulator 1
Exons: 7
Coding region: 2764-3711 (315 amino acids)
Biological process (GO): mitochondrial fission; aerobic respiration
Cellular component (GO): mitochondrion
Source: RefSeq, a predicted model, not a curated record
UACUUCAGUGGCUUGUACGUACUAUAGCUACAUUCAGUAAUGGUUAAUUUUCCAUAGUUUUGCUCUGUCACUCACCCCCAUUCCUGGCCCAGGUCAGGUGAAUGUGACUAAUGCUGAUGAAGCCAAAGUGUUUAGUUUCAGGAACAGAUAACAAACACACUUUCUUUAGCUCGUUCCUUUAAUUUAGCUUUGUUCAUUUGAGGGGUAAAAUGUGUGCCUUUCAUCAAAAAAUGGACCAGGUAACAGAGCAUUAACUUAUUCCCUGUAUUGUAAUCACAGUUAAGGGCUCUUCCUAUUAAUAGUAACUGAACAAGAUUUUAUUUUCUAAAUGUUUAUUUUGAGAGAGAGAGAGAGUGAGUCAGUCAGUCCUUAGCAGGCUCUAUGCUGUGAGCGCAGAGCCCGAUGUGGGGCUUGAUCUCACAAACCGUGAGAUCAUGACCUGAGCUGAAAUCAAGAGUCAGUUGCUUAACUGACUGAGCCACCCUGGAGACCCCCAAAAUUGUUUUUGUAUGUAGUGUAUAAUCAUCAACUUUAAUGAGUUAAUUGAAAAUCUAUAUAAAAACAAGUCUUUUUUCUAACAUAAAGCAAUUUGAUCCUUGGGAGUUAUUUAGUUUCUAAGAUCUCUUAGUGUGCUGCCUAAGUAUAAGGAAGUGUAUAGUCUACCAAGAUUUUGCUUUUGGACAUCUGAAAAUAAAACUUUUUAGUGUCCUCUUUUAGUAAUAAAUACAUAUUUUCCCAUUGGUUGGAUAAUGAACUUGAUACUAAUCAAAGUAUUCUAAGAGCGGAAACUACCUUCAUCUUUACAUGUUUUAUCUUCUUAAAAAGAAAAAAAGAAGCUUUGAGACUAGGGAUUUGUUUUUGCCAUUAGAACAACCGGUGAUGAUUAGCUCUUUGUAUUUCACUGUACAUAUCAGCACCACUGUAUGCAAUGGCUAUCACUGAUUGAUUUACUAUACCUAGUUCUUUUGCAUAAAUUAUGUACGUUCACCAAACAUUUUUUGUUUUACAGGUAUAACCACAGUUCUAGCAGAUUACUGAUUUGCAUUAGUAGUAUAUUUCCAGUAAUAACUUAAGAAUUAUAACCUUGUUUUCCUUUUGUGCUGUGGAGGAAGAAGGUGAAUGUGGCUAGGAGUUUAGAGUAAGGAAGAAGAGACUUGAGGAAAGUCUUAUCUUUAAUUGGGGAUUUUGAAAUUGUUCAUCUCUACCCCUUCUCCCCAAUACACGCUUUGGAUUUUCCACUGGCUCCCUUGGAGUUAAGGAUUUGUACUUUGUUGGAUCCUAGACUACUUGAAAUUUUGAUUAAUGAUACAGACUUUCUUCCAGAAAAAUACUGUGUAUGCACAAAAUUUUGCAUGUAAUUUCAGGGAUAUGUGGCCCUCAGAAUAAUGACCUUUGUGUUAAUAUGAAAUAGCUUAUCUUGAGAAAAAUCUGUUUGUUUAGAAUUAAAUUUGUACUUUUUCUACUAAAUGCUACUUCUCAAAUAGUAAUAUAGAUUAAACUAGUCUAUAACAGAUGAAUUGCCACAUAAAAUUUGAGUACAGUCAUCAUGAUGAGACAGAUGAUAGCUUCAGAUUCCAAGCUCACACUUCAACACUUCUACAAUAGCAUUUCACAAUGUUAAAAAAGAACAAAUUGCUUUCUUGUUGUCAUCCUCCUCCUUGCUGUCAUCACUUUCAAACACUGUUGCUAAAUGUUAUGGACUGUCAUUACUAGACCCAGACAUGCAAACACACAUGCACACAGAUUCAUGAUUAGAUUAUUUGUCAGUAGUCAUUAUAAAUAAAGCAAAGCAGAGCUUUUCUGUUUAAUAACUAUUUAAUAAUUUUCUAAUGGAAUUGAAUUUUUAUUUCUUAAAGUAUCUAGCAGUGGCAGUUUUCUCCUUCCCCCUCUCUUACAUCUGAAAAAAUACUAAUGGCAAUUUAUCUUUAGAGGAAGUCUUCCCUUCUCCAGUAUACUGACAAGACAACAGUUCAGCCACCAGUUAGGGUAGGAGAUACACUUGGGCCUUACAGUCUCCCAGUGCACAGAUGGUGACUUUUCAGUACCAUCUGUUCAUUAUUUCUUCACAGCCAUUUACAAUUUCUCCCACUCCAUGAGGGCUGAAUAGAAAAAAUAAAGUAGGACCUAGUUUUAGAGUUCCUAAAAGUUAGCUGCUCUUUCCCCUCACUUUUACCUACAGUUGAGUAAAGGUUUUAUGACUUCUUCUUCUUUCUCAAUAUUCCAGUCAUUAGCUUACAUAGACCCUUCUUCAUAUCUCUGGUGCUACGUGCCGUGCAAUUCCCAGGUAACAGAAAAGCAUUGUUAGUCUACUGCAUAUACUUGAAAAAAAUCACAUAAAGCGAUCUGUUUUUAUUUCCUUUAACUUUGUAUAAAAAUCCUGAGUAGUCUACUUAGUCCUUAUAAGUAAAAGCUGAAUCUCUGGCCACCUUCACUUGUAGAAGUCACCUGGUAUUCUUUCCUCCUGAUAUUAAGCAGAUGGGAAGAUAAUAGUUGAAACUUAGCCCUGAAGCAUGCAUAGCAAGGAAUGCUAAAAGUUGGCAGAAACAUUAGUCCCUGACCUUGGCAAAUCCUUUUCAAAUUUUUCUUUGUGAGCUUUUUGUCCUCUUCAUCUCCAGUUAAGAUCUUGCUUACUGGAGGCGUGGGAGAUUAACUUUAGACUCUUAAUUGUCACAUUGUGAUGCAUAAAUAGUGUUCCACGGCUCUGGCAUCAUAGGAGAGUUUUGACUUGUGACUAAAUACAAGAUUCAAGAGGAGAAUGAUUGAAUGGUACUUUGGUCUGGGAAGCCAUAUGGUUCAUCUCGAAGUAUCGUAAGGAAAAUUGGUACUAAUUUAUCUCUGAUCCAGUGUCCAAGAGUUCAGUUUCAGCUUACCAGCCCUACAACAGAAUGGAGCCCUAGCCAUCCAGGAGAGGAUGCAGUGGUGUCUUUUGCUGAUGUUGGAUGGGUAGCCAACGAAGAAGAAGAGUGUUCAACAAGACGAAGGACAGAGGUCAGAUCAAGGCAGCCCCUUCAGGAUGGCCUGCCUUUCUUUGAGAAGCCGCCAAGCAGGGAGCUUUCCUUACCAAACCUGUCUCCAGAAGAGCCUCAACUGAAGACAGCACUGGCAAAUGAGGAAGCACUACAGAAGAUCUGUGCCCUUGAAAAUGAACUUGCUGCUCUCAGAGCUCAGAUUGCCAAAAUUGUGACCCUGCAAGAACAGCAAAAUCUCAUUGCAGGUGAUUUAGAUUCGACCACAUCCGUUACUGCGGCCCCACCCUCUGUCCCACCACCUCCCCCGCCCCCACCUCCUCCGCCCCUCCCCACACCAGGGCUCCACCAAAGCGUAUCUGCUAUUGACCUGAUAAAAGAACGAAGAGAGAAAAAAGCCUGUGCUGGAAAGACUCAGGUUAAGACCAGGCCAAAGAAACCUGAUAUGCCAAAUAUGCUAGAGAUCCUUAAAGAUAUGAACAGUGUAAAACUUCGGUCAGUAAAAAGGUCAGAACAGGAUCUAAAGCCCAAACCUGUAGAUGCUACCGACCCUGCUGCCCUCAUAGCAGAGGCUCUGAAAAAGAAAUUUGCCUUUCGAUAUCGAAGCGAUAGUCAAGGUGAAGUUGGAAAAGGAAUUCCAAAGUCUGAAUCAGAGGCCACCUCAGAAACAGUGUUGUUUGGGCCGCACAUGUUGAAGUCUACAGGAAAAAUGAAGGCUUUGAUUGAAAAUGUUUCAACUUCCUAAUAGCUGAAGAAAAACUAUCUUUGUUCCAGCUGUUGGUUUGUUAGGGCUAUUUGGCUAGUAGAAAUCAACACUAGUUAGUAAAUACCUGAAUUUAGUAUUCAGUAGUCUCCUUUAGGUCUAAUAAAAAAGCACUCUAAGUCUGUGUUUGUUUUUAUGAGAAGGUUCUGAAGUUUUCCAUAACAGGUUUUUAAUGUGUAGCCAGGAUGUUAAGGUUUCUAGUCUUAAGAACAAUUAUAUAGAUUUCAGAGGAAAGGACAUUGUAGAUGUAGAGUUUUUAAUUUUUGACACUAAUUUAUCUGUGCAAAUGUUUUAUAUGCAUAUAUUUGGGUAUAAAAUAGUACGUAAAAUGUAAUGAUGACGUCAGUGAGGCUGUCAGUGAUUUAUUACUCAGUGAUGGAACAGCUGCUCGAGUGAAAUAUUUGGGAUUGGAACCUUUUUGCCUUGAAUAGGACUUUUACCUUAGAUCCCCUCUCACAUUUCCUUAGAGAUGGGGGUUCAAGUAGGAACCAGAUAAUGUUUACUGCUGAAAAUUCCAUAAUGCUUUCAUUUAAAGGAAAGUCAAAGACCACAAAAGCUGCUUUCACUCCAGUGCUGAGAAAGAAAAUGUAGUUUUUAGAUAGAACUCAAAUUAUUGGAUCAAAUCUAUAACAAGUGAAAACCAGAAUGUACCAUCUUUCUAUUCCAGUUUAAUAAAGGCAUCGUAAAGAUGGCUUGUUACUAAGUUAAUAUGUAAUAUAAAUGGCAGCAUAAUGGAGUUGAAAUUUUUUUAAAUAUUGGUCGAAUGUAGUAGCUUUAUAAUGAAACACUUAAUAGGUGAAAGAAUUUCCUGUAAGUUAUCAUUGGUCUGCUAUUCUGUUGAAUUACACCACGCAGCAACCCUUAGGUGCUCAUAGGAGAAAAGCCGUUCUUGUGGAGGGCUUCUGAGGAAUGCUGUACAUGCUCAUUUGGGAAUGCUCAAUAAAACUUUAUGGUUUUCUGUAUUUCUGCUAAACUCAGCUGUAGUUAACGCAGAAUCUUCUACCAUGAGUAAAUACUUGGAUUUAUUUAAAUCUAGUAAAAAGUGGAGAUGGGAAGAGUAGACCUUUAAGUUAUUGAAAAUAUGUGCAAUGUUCUCAAUAUUAGGAAAUGUUAUUCAGCUUAAAUUUGAACUGUGGCUUAUUUUACAUGUUUGUUGAUUUACAUUACAUGGUUUCUAAUUGUUUCAUAUGAUUUAAAAAUUCUGCCUUUAAAAGAAAUUCAGAAAAUUUGCCUAAAUAUAUAUUUUGACCUCCUAAGCAAUUUAUAUUUGUAUCAGUAUUGAAUUUUGGCCAGUGCUCCAACUGAAGGAAGUUACUGUAUUGAAAUAAAGCAAAUUUGUAUUUUCCUUGGA